CUUCACUACACGCUGCAGCACUGAGCACUAGAGAGCAGUGUGACUACACAGUGCUGCUGCAGGAAAGCGGAAGUGCAGUUCAUUACAGGCGGGAUCAGGAUGUUGGGGUUUGAAUGCUAGCUCAUACUUCUCAGAUUAGAAUCUGCACAGUGGCUGUGAAUUGUUCCAUUUUCAACUCUCACUCAUCUUAGACUAAGUGUGAAUAUUAAAGUAAGACUUUGCUCAUCUUACGCAAAGCAACAAUGUCAUCGACAUCACAGAAACACAAGGAUUUUGUAGCCGAGCCCAUGGGCGAGAAGCCUGUGAUGGCACUGGCUGGGAUUGGUGAUGUACUUGGCAAGAGGUUGGGAGAUAAAGGCUUUGAUAAAGCAUAUGUAGUUCUUGGCCAGUUUUUGGUGCUGAGGAAGGAUGAGGAGCUGUUUAGGGACUGGCUGAAAGAGACGUGUGGGGCAAAUAUAAAACAACAAGGCGACUGCUACAGCUGCCUUCGAGAAUGGUGUGAUUCCUUCCUGUAGAUAGCAUGUUUUUUAGUUAAGGUUUUUUUCUUUCUUUUUUUCUUCAAUCAGUUAGUCGAGCACUGCUUCACCACUACAGCUACAGGACAAAAAUGUGGUGUGUGUGUGUUUGUUUACCUCACAUGGCACUAAAGUUGUAUUGAAACCACAAGAGGUAGUUCUUCUUAGUGCAACAUUCAGCUUUAGAGUUUUAUACCCAUCACUAAAGCAAAAUUGUUUUUAAAAUGCUGUAUAACUCAGAUCCGUUAGAUUUUUUCUUUCUUUCUUUUAUUCAGAUAAUCCUGUACAAGUGCUACACUUUCCUGUUUAUAUCCUUAACAGGCAAGAAUGUAGCUUUGUAUAAGAUUACUGGCAGGAUAUUGCCAUUUCUUGCAUGUCUGUAUCUGAGUUCCUUGAUGUUCAAAGGUUUUAAAUAAAAAAAAUGAAAUUUGUAUCGUGUUCUAACCAGAUUUUACAAUGUUGUCUUAAGUAUCCACAAAAAUGCUAAAUGUGAAGCUGUAUGGCUGUAUUGUUUUAUGUCCCAGUGCUCUGUCAUAAAAGCCUUAAUAAAGAAAACUGUUCACAUUGA
Messenger RNA from Trichomycterus rosablanca, 1083 nucleotides. It is a transcript of the gene banf1, whose product is annotated as BAF nuclear assembly factor 1. Gene Ontology annotation, molecular function: DNA binding. The coding region runs from base 243 to 515 and encodes 90 amino acids. The transcript is spliced from 3 exons. NCBI's taxonomy places the organism in Eukaryota, Metazoa, Chordata, Actinopteri, Siluriformes, Trichomycteridae. The record is from RefSeq and is a predicted model, not a curated record.